Nothobranchius furzeri (turquoise killifish) is the source of this 3045-nucleotide messenger RNA. RefSeq names its product golgi phosphoprotein 3a (gene golph3a). NCBI's taxonomy places the organism in Eukaryota, Metazoa, Chordata, Actinopteri, Cyprinodontiformes, Nothobranchiidae. The record is from RefSeq and is a predicted model, not a curated record. Gene Ontology annotation, biological process: retrograde vesicle-mediated transport, Golgi to endoplasmic reticulum; Golgi vesicle budding; Golgi to plasma membrane protein transport. Gene Ontology annotation, cellular component: trans-Golgi network; Golgi cisterna; cytosol. Gene Ontology annotation, molecular function: phosphatidylinositol-4-phosphate binding.
AAGAAGAAGAAGAAGUUUCUAUCAGGGGGAGUUGGCAACACUGGUCCUGCCCGAACCGAGAGUCGCUCUCCGGAUGGUGAGGGCGCUCCAGCUCCAGCUUUGGAUUUAAAACACUCUCACCGACUCCCGCAUGACCGCCGCGUUAUUGCGUUAAAGUCUAGGCAGAGCAGUCCGUGGCUGGACGGUUUCGCCGUGGUUGAGCUAUGACUUCCCUGACUCAGAGAAGUUCGGGCCUGGUGCAGAGGCGGACCGAAGCAUCGCGCAGCGCCGCCGACAAAGACCGUACGCUGGGUGAGGAGGACCACGAUGAACCCCGGCGAGGAGACGAGAUGGAUGGGGACGAGACCGGAGACUCCAAAGAGACGCGGCUCACCCUGAUGGAAGAAGUGUUGCUGCUGGGGCUGAAAGACAGAGAGGGCUACACCUCGUUCUGGAAUGACUGCAUAUCAUCAGGGCUGCGAGGGUGCAUGCUGAUUGAAUUAGCCCUCCGGGGACGCCUUCAGCUGGAAACGGGUGGUUUUAGGAGGAAGAGUUUGCUGGCCAGGAAGGUGAUUUGUAAGUCAGAUGCUCCAACAGGUGAUGUUCUUCUGGAUGAGGCUUUAAAGCACAUCAAAGACACCCAGCCACCGGAGACGGUGCAGAGCUGGGUAGAAUUGCUGAGUGGAGAGACGUGGAACCCCUUAAAGCUGCAUUACCAGCUGAGGAACGUCCGAGAACGUUUGGCCAAGAACUUGGUGGAAAAAGGAGUCCUCACAACAGAGAAACAGAAUUUCCUGCUCUUUGAUAUGACCACACAUCCUCUGACCAACAACAACAUUAAGCAGCGGCUCAUCAAAAAGGUUCAGGAGGCUGUUCUAGACAAGUGGGUGAAUGACCCUCAGCGGAUGGACAAGAGGCUGCUUGCACUAAUUUUCUUAGCCCAUUCCUCUGAUGUUCUGGAGAACGCGUUUGCCCCCCUGCUAGAUGACCAGUAUGACCUGGCCAUGAAGAGAGUACGGCAGCUGCUGGAUCUUGAGCCGGAGGGGGAGAGCAUAAAGGCCAACGCUAAUGAGCUUUUAUGGGCCGUCAUCGCUGCUUUUACUAAGUGAGACUACAGAACCCAGCAGCAGCCACUUUGGUGGGACUUUAAACGUACUAUGGUGCAGGAACCAGAGAGCCAAGUCCAGUAUGACUCCUGCCUGGAUGUGUGAAAUGGCCCACUCUAUAUUUUUAUUAUUACUUUUGCCUUUACUCGUUUCUUUUGCUUCAACAUAAGUCCUCAUCGACCAUGACUGGCUCACUUGAUUCGGUUUUAUUGUUCACUGUUGGAUUUCUGUCAGCUCCUGAAAGCUGGACUGAAACCAGACAAGAAAUUGAGAUGUUUGCUUUUUUGUUUGUCUUUGAAACCGUUGCUUACUGCCACAUGUGUCAGUGUUGGUCUACAUAUCUAAAAGAGCAAUUAUCAAUGUGCAUUAACGUGCAAGUGCAGUGAUCUUGUGAGGGAGGGAAAGCUGAAUGCAGAUGAGACCAAAUGUGAUUGGCACCACAAACAUUUACAGUUCAAUCGGUGAAUUCCUGAAACACGGAGGAAACUUGUGUGAUGAAAUCCAAAGGUCUGAGUGCUACAGCUGUGAGCCAACACGAGGAACUAAUGUUCAUGUUUUAGCCCCCAUAACAGACUAUGCAUACAUGUUGCUGCUCGUCCUGUGAGGCAACACAGGAACGGCUCCGAGGAAGCCUGGACGUCACCUAUAAACGAGUCGUUUCACCCACAGGCGUAGAGCUGCUUCUGCUCCCCUGCAGAUAGGAAGCAGAACUCAAAAAGAUUUUGUAGAGAAACGUUAUUUUUUACCUUUGAAUUCAGGAUAACUUUACAUGUACAUAAAAGCUGUACACAGUUCUGAGGAGGACGGGGUUAUAACGACCAUAAUUAAGAGCAAGUUGCUGUGUGUGAAGGUUUAUAGAUUUUGUGCUGAGAGGAAAAGGUGUUCCGUGGUCUAGUUGUGGAAGGACUGGUGAAAGGGUGUGUGUGUGUGUGUGUGUGUGUGUGUGUGUAGUCUAGCUCGAAUCUAAACAAAGUGAUGGAAGAAAGUGGACAUGUGUUCCUGACCAGGAUAGGUCCUACGAAGCGGUCACAGACAGCCCAUUCUUUAGGACGUGACUGUUGUUCACAUACAUUAAGGCUGGCACUGCGGGACCACAGGAGGCGGGGCUUAUUCCUCAGCGGCUCUGGCGUUUGAUGCACCACUAAAGUGUGUCACACAGUUGCUGUUUUCCAUUCUUCAGCCAGCUCUCGAGCUUACACACACUGACCCUUACAGCUCUGUGACUACCUCUGGGGCGACGGUGGCACAGGAGUUAAGUGCUCGCCCCGUAAUCGGAAGGUUGCUGGUUCGAGUCCCGCUCAGUCUGUCGCUGUCGUUGUGUCCUUGGGCAAGACACUUAACCCACGUUGCCUGCUGGUGGUGGUCGGAGGGACUGGUGGCGCCAGUGCUCGGCAGCCUCGCCUCUGUCAGUGCGCCCCAGGGCAGCUGUGGCUACAUUGUAGCUCAUCCCCACCAGUGUGUGAAUGGGUGAAUGACUGAUUGUGUUGUAAAGCGCCUUGGGGGGUUUCAGGACUCUAGAAGGCGCUAUAUCAAAUACAGGCCAUUUACCAUUUACCAUUUACCUCGCUUGUUGGCUCAGUAGCGUGAACAGCAUCAGGUUAGCUUCAACCCACCGAGUCGCCUUGGCUUUUACAUGAAUCACUUCAGGUGGCUGUGCGCGUGUGUGUUGAAAUCCAAACACUUUGAGUUGAUGAAUGAGAUGUUUGCCUUCCUCAGGGUUGGAAAGCAGACUGAAAAAAGUUGCCCAUAGUCAACACUGACUGUGACAAAAUUCAAGCUGCUUUUUAAAUCGUUUCUGUGUGAUCCAUUCCUAACUUGUACGAUUUUCUUUGGCUGUAAUUCACAUGAGCAAAAUAAAUUAAUAACAGCUUAGGUGAGAGAAGGAAAAUGUAAUUCAGUUCAUUCUGUUAUGUUUUUGUGCAGAUUUCUGAACCAUAAUAAAAUAUUAAUUUCAAAGGAA